AUGGUAUUCACUUCGAGAUUGCAAUGCCCCAAACCUGCAAUCUUCGGUAAUCGGAUUCUCCAUCAACGAUUCGUCGAUAAAACUCUUUCGUUUCGCCGCCGGUACACUCUCCGGCAAGCUUCGCCGACAUUGCGAUUCGCUAAGGUUUCGGAUUCAGCUUCGUCUUCCUCUCCCUCUUCACCCCCUCCAUUGUACUCGAAUCCGCAUGAGCCAUGGGACUCUUCUCGUCUGACGUCGUCCGUGGGACAGCCUCCUCUCCAACUCUAUCAGUGGCUCACUCAGAAGCAAUUCGUCUUGCUCAGUGUCGCCGCCUGCGUAUCAGCAAUCUCAGCAUCAUGGCUAUUCUUCGCUGCAAUUUCUACUCUUCUGGCUUUUAAGAAAGCAGCCGAGUCUCUUGCAAAGCUUUUGGAUGUAACCAGAGAAGAGUUGCCUGAUACAAUGGCUGCUGUUCGUUUAUCCGGGAUGGAGAUCAGUGACUUAACAAUGGAGCUCAGUGAUUUAGGCCAAGGCAUCACUCAAGGUGUUAAAAGCUCGACACGGGCUAUUCGCGUUGCUGAGGAUAGACUAAGACGGCUAACAAACAUGAAUCCAGUAGCUUCAAUGCAGGAGGUGAUGCAACAAACCAAGACAAAGGAAACAGAACCAGUGAUUGCUAAAACAGCGAGGGGCUUAAAGGAAGGGAUCGUUAAGGGACGUUCCUUGUGGCAAUUGUUAUUCGCAGUCACUCGGUUCUCUAAGAUUGCCACAAGUUAUCUUGCAAAGCGAGCUAAGCAGUAG
This is a messenger RNA of Thlaspi arvense, 777 nucleotides long. Lineage: Eukaryota; Viridiplantae; Streptophyta; Magnoliopsida; Brassicales; Brassicaceae. The record is from the annotation of a GenBank genome assembly.